Molecule: messenger RNA, 2337 nt
Organism: Sorex fumeus (smoky shrew)
Lineage: Eukaryota; Metazoa; Chordata; Mammalia; Eulipotyphla; Soricidae
Gene: SEPTIN10
Product: septin 10
Biological process (GO): cytoskeleton-dependent cytokinesis
Cellular component (GO): septin complex; cell division site; septin ring
Molecular function (GO): molecular adaptor activity; GTP binding; GTPase activity
Source: RefSeq, a predicted model, not a curated record
CCACCCGCGGGUCCCUCGUCUCUCCCGGCAGCCGGGGCGCUCCCCAGGGGCCCCUUCCCGCCUUCCCGCGGUUCCGCACGGCACCAUGGCCUCGGAGAAGUCGCGGCACCUGCAAUUUCAUGCUCAGGUGACAACAAAAUCAACUCGUAUGUCUUCACAAGAAUCUGCUGAUGAACAGAGAAAAAAAAAAGAAAAUCUGCGUUCUUUAAAUAUAUGUGGCCACGUUGGUUUUGAGAGUUUGCCCGAUCAGCUAGUGAAUAGGUCCAUCCAGCAAGGUUUCUGCUUCAACAUUCUCUGUGUAGGAGAGACUGGAAUUGGAAAAUCAACAUUGAUUGAUACAUUGUUUAAUACUAAUUUUGAAGACCAUGAAUUCUCACAUUUUUGCCCCUGUGUUAAACUUAAGGCUCGUACAUAUGAUCUCCAAGAAAGUGACGUUCGAUUGAAACUGACAAUUGUGAAUACAGUGGGAUUUGGUGACCAAAUAAACAAAGAAGAAAGCUACCAGCCGAUAGUUGAUUACAUUGAUGCUCAGUUUGAAGCCUAUCUCCAGGAAGAAUUGAGAAUUAAGCGUUCUCUCUUUAACUACCAUGAUUCUCGUGUCCACGUGUGCCUCUACUUCAUUGCCCCUACAGGGCACUCUCUGAAGAGCUUGGAUCUCCUAACCAUGAAGAGCCUAGAUAGCAAGGUGAACAUUAUACCAGUAAUUGCCAAAGCAGAUGCGAUUUCUAAAACUGAGUUGCAGAAGUUUAAGAUCAAGCUCAUGAGUGAAUUGGUCAGCAGUGGUGUUCAGAUAUACCAGUUCCCAACAGAUGAUGAAACUAUUGCUAAAAUCAAUGCUUCAAUGAAUGGACAUUUGCCAUUCGCUGUUGUAGGGAGUAUGGAUGAAGUACAAAUUGGAAAUAAGAUGGUCAAAGCUCGCCAGUACCCUUGGGGUGUUGUUCAAGUGGAGAAUGAGGACCACUGCGACUUCGUCAAGCUGCGGGAGAUGCUCAUCUGCACGAACAUGGAGGACCUGCGCGAGCAGACCCACACGCUCCACUACGAGCGCUACCGGCGCUGCCGGCUGGAGCAGAUGGGCUACCCGGACGCCCCCGAGAGCCCGCCGGCCAGUCUUCAAGAAAAUUAUGAAGCCAAAAGACAUGAAUUUUGUGGUGAACGCCACAAGAAGGAAGAAGAAAUAAAGCAGAUGUUUGUGAAGCGAGUAAAGGAGAAAGAAGCCAUCCUGAAAGAAAGUGAAAGAGAGCUACAGGCCAAAUUUGAGCACCUUAAGAGGAUUCACUUAGAAGAGAGAAUGAAGCUUGAUGAAAUGAGAAGACUUUUGGAAGAUGAAAUAGUUGCUUUCUCCAAAAAGAAAGCGACAUCUGAGAUAUACCAGAGUCAGACCUACUUACCAUCAAGCAGCAAUCUGAGGAAGGAUAAGGAUCGAAAGAAGGAACCAGGCCAUCGAUUCGAACUCCUGUGCUGUGAUGUAACUUCUGAAACCAGUGGACGUAAAGAUUCAGAGGAAGCCCCAGUUUUAUGUAAAACAAAGAUUCCAGAUCACAGAAGUUCAUCACAAGCAAAAGUCAUUAAAAUGUUAUUCAUAUGUUUUGAUUUCUUGCUGUUUUUAUUUGUUGUACCACUUACUCUGUAUCUGGCAAAGGCCUCAGUUAAUGUCAUUUAUAGAAAAAAUACUUUUAUGAGAUUAAUACAUAAACCAGAGUGUGUGAUAAUUCAUUUACAUAUUCACUUUUGGUAGAAGGUUUUAAAUCACUGGUUUGAUGUGACUCUGGAGUGUUUCUUGUUCUCCAGUUACUAUUACUUUGCAUUGACCACACCACAGCUCAGUCGCAGUGCCAUGCAUGAUGCAGAAACCAGUUAUUUUAGGCUGUUUGAUUGCAUUUAAAUUUUUAAAUGAAUAUUUUUUAUAUAUGUAAUAAACAUAAAAAUUGGGAAAUAUAUUUUAAAUGUGUAGUGUCUAAAAUUCUAACCUCGUUACAUUUUUAUAGAACUUUCUUGAUAGUUAUCCAAUUGGUAAUAUUGCUAAGCUUUUAUAUAAGAUUAUAUAUAACACGAUGGCUUUCUUUGCUUUAGUAUGCCUUAUUGUGGUUAAUGCAUUAAUCAGAGUGUGUUUAAAAGUUUAAAUAUAUAGGUAAAUAAAUCUUUCCUAAUGAUGAGUACUUUUGAACCUGGGUAUAACAAACUGAUAUAAUUGCAUACUUGUUUAAAACUCUGUCUUCAGAGUUUUUGGAUACAAAUAUAAAGAUUAAUUCUUUAAAAAAUAACUGAACAUCUAAAAAUUUAUAUAAAAUAAUAAUUGCAAAAGAUAUUUGAAUUUAGUGCCUUAGUAGUAGUAGU